This is a messenger RNA of Penicillium diatomitis, 342 nucleotides long. RefSeq lists its product as uncharacterized. The coding region runs from base 1 to 342 and encodes 113 amino acids. The record is from RefSeq and is a predicted model, not a curated record. NCBI's taxonomy places the organism in Eukaryota, Fungi, Ascomycota, Eurotiomycetes, Eurotiales, Aspergillaceae. The transcript is spliced from 2 exons.
AUGCUUUAUAUGUGUGCAACAAAAUUCGAACUUAUUUCAGUUGGGGAGUCAGCUCUUCUUGAACAGGAGAGAGGCUCACUACCACCCCUCCCUUCUCUGGAUCCUAUUAGUGAUAGUAAGCAGGCCGAAGAUGAAGAUAUAGUGACUGAGAUCCCCUCUCAGCUACUACAGCCUCAGGCUCAGAGUGAAAAUACUAGACCCAAGAGACCUCGGAGUAGAAGCACUCAAUCCCAGGAGAAUGAAGUUAUGCCUGAACCGGCUGAUCUGGAGAAUACACAACGACCUAGUCGAGUACGGAAGAAGACCAGGAUGCCAGAAGGAUUUGAAAUUGGAACCCCAUAA